Molecule: messenger RNA, 2048 nt
Organism: Brachypodium distachyon (stiff brome)
Lineage: Eukaryota; Viridiplantae; Streptophyta; Magnoliopsida; Poales; Poaceae
Product: CBL-interacting protein kinase 15-like
Exons: 2
Coding region: 534-1868 (444 amino acids)
Biological process (GO): protein phosphorylation; signal transduction
Molecular function (GO): protein kinase activity; ATP binding
Source: RefSeq, a predicted model, not a curated record
GCUCUGCUUUUUGUUGUGUAUAUAACAACAAGAAAGAAGAAGCCCUCUUCCUCGUGACCUCGCCCGCAAGGCCGCAGCUACACAUUCCACCACCUCCUCUUCUUCUUCUUCCUCAUCUACUUCUUCGUUGAGGGGAAGAGACAGCUGCCCCUCAAAGGCACGAGCUUGGGUUCGGCCGGAGCUUCUCCACUCCUCCUCUUCGGCGCCGCCGGAGCGGAAGGGGAAUUCGGUGAAAGGAAACAACAACUCAAAACCCGGGAAUGCUGAAAGAUGUGCUUGGAUAGAAGAAACUUCUGCCGCGCAAUAGAGGAGAUUGACGCCGCUCAGCCGUUGCUGACUUCAUCAGCUUUUCAUGUGAGCAACCAUCUUGUUGGCAUCGUCUCUCUAUCUAGACUCCGCCGCGACAAGGCCAUGCGAUCGCUCUUCACCGUCGCGGACCAAGAUUACCUUGGGGAGGAUGGCUGAGGUGUUGCAGUCCAUGUGAAUUAUAGCCGUACAAUAAUAUAGGCUGUGGCUUCAUACUGUUGGAAGACAUGGAGAGCAGAGGGAAGAUUCUGAUGGAGCGGUACGAGCUGGGGAGGUUGUUGGGGCAAGGAACAUUUGGGAAGGUGCACUAUGCCAGGAGCCUCGAGUCGAACCAGAGUGUUGCCAUAAAGAUGCUGGAAAAGGAGAAGAUGCUCAGUGCCGGGCUCUCGGAGCAGAUCAGGCGUGAGGUCACAACCAUGCGGUUGGUGGCGCACAAGAACGUUGUCCAGCUUCAUGAGGUCAUGGCGACAAGGAACAAGAUCUACUUUGUCAUGGAGUAUAUGAAAGGCGGCGAGCUCUUUGACAAGGUUGAAAAGGGCGGCAAGCUCACAGAGGUUGCUGCACACAAGUACUUCCACCAGCUCAUUGCUGCAGUGGAUUACUGUCACAGCCGAGGCGUGUAUCACCGGGACUUGAAGCCUGAGAACCUUCUCCUGGAUGACAAUGAGAACCUGAAGGUCUCAGAUUUUGGGCUGAGUGCCCUCUCAGAGUCAAAGAGGCUAGACGGCUUGCUCCACACCACCUGUGGAACACCCGCAUAUGUAGCUCCAGAGGUGAUCAGCAAGAGAGGCUAUGAUGGUGCAAAAUCUGAUAUCUGGUCUUGUGGUGUUAUCCUAUUUGUACUUGUUGCUGGUUACCUCCCUUUUGAAGCUCCCAACUUGAUGGACAUGUAUCGGAAGAUCGAGCAAGGCCAAUUCAAGUGCCCAAGCUGGCUCUCGCAGAAACUCCAGAAGCUUUUGUACAAGAUCCUUGAUCCCAAUCCAAGCACUAGGGCUUCCAUCCAGAAGAUAAAAGAGUCUAGCUGGUUCCGGAAAGGUCCAGUGGGCACUCUUACAGUGAAGGGGAGAACUCCCAGCGAAAAUGCCACCGCAAGUGCUGCUCCUACAGCUGGUGUGAGGCGCAGCAGGAAGAAAGCUGAUGGAGAUGCGACGCCCCUGGCGGUUACAAACUUGAACGCCUUCGAGAUCAUAUCCUUCUCCACUGGUUUUGAUCUCUCAGGCCUAUUCAUUGAAGAGGAGUGCAGAAAGGAGGCAAGGUUCACCUCAGACAAGCCUGCUGCAGCCAUCAUCUCGAAGCUGGAAUGCGUUGCGAAGGCACUGAGUCUCAGGGUAAGGAAGAAGGACAAUGGUGUGGUCAAGAUGCAGGCAAGGAAGGAGGGGAGGAACGGUGUUGUCCAGUUCAACGCAGAGAUCUUUGAGAUCACGGCUUCCUACCAUCUCAUUGAGAUGAAACAGACAAGUGGCGAUCCGCUGGAGUACCGGGGACUAUUGGAGGACAUCCGGCCAGCAUUGAAGGACAUAGUCCGGUCCUGGCAUGGAGAUGACAAGCAGCAGCAAGAGUAGGCUUAGUCUUGAGCAUUUAGUUUUUCUUCUGCACAUGCAUUCGGUUUUCAUCUAGAAUUAUUCUGUUUACAUGCUUAUGUUCUUUGUAGAAACUAUGUAUCUCUUUUGAAGGUUAAUUGGUGAGGCAUUGUUGAGAAGUUGAGUUGCACAAUAAAAGUUAUUUAUGUUCAGUUGCUCUCA